UCUCUCCUCCCUCCUCCCCGCAGCUCGGGCUCGGCCCCUACUUCCUGCCCGGCGCAGGGAAGCCGCGCGCGGGCUGGGGUCCCUGGGGGCGGCGCUCGCAGCUGGCCACGUCCUGGACGGCCCGGGGCUGGCCGUGGGCGGGAGCGGCCAGCAGCUUCGGCCCCUCCCGAGAGCGUCUUUCAAACUCGCGCCCGCGUCGUGGCGACACCUGGGCAGCUUCACGCCUUGUGCGCGUCCAGAGCCCGUGGCGGCGACCGCUCGGCACCAUCCCACAGUCCUUCCAGCAAGCAUUUAUUGAGCACCUGGUGGUGCCUUGGCCUCUGGGGGCGAAGGAAAGAUACGGGAAAGAAGGCCCAGCCCAGUUGGUUCAUGGUCUUGUCCAGAAGAAACACUUGCAUGUAGGAGUCCUAGGGACCCUUAUGGUCACAUCAGGCCUGCCCUGAUAACCCAGGAUACUCUCCCUACUUCAGGAUCCUGAAUUUGAUCACAUCUUCCAGGCCUCUUCUGCCAUGUAAGAAUCUCCCUGGGGUGCCCACCCAGGGCAGCGAUGCCAGGAUGCCUGUGUCUGCCUCCCUCUGCCAAGAUGGCAGCCAGGAGCGGCCAGUGAGCCUAAUGUCCACCACCUCCUCGUCAGGCUCCUCUCGUGACAGCCGCGGUGCCAUGGAGGAGCCCAACGGCUCUGAGGCUCCUGUGGAGAAUAGUGCAGGCUCCCUGAGGGCCUGGCACCCUCCCAAUAGCAACAACAACUCCAGCAGCUGGCUGACUGUGAAGGGGCCCCGCUCCCCAUUCAGCAGCCGGGCAGUGGCUGGGGCUGCACACCACAAGCUUGGCUACCUGGGCCGCGUGGUGCGGGAGAUUGUGGAGACAGAGCGCACGUACGUCCAGGACCUGCGCAGCAUCGUGGAGGACUACCUCCUGAAGAUCAUUGACACACCUGGGCUGCUGAAGCCAGAACAAGUCAGCACCCUCUUUGGGAACAUAGAAAAUAUCUAUGCACUGAACAGCCAGCUCCUCAGAGACCUAGAUGGCUGCAACAGUGACCCCGUGGCUGUGGCCAGCUGCUUUGUGGAAAGGAGUCAAGAGUUUGAUAUCUAUACCCAGUAUUGCAACAACUACCCCAACUCGGUGGCCGCCCUGACAGAGUGCAUGCGGGACAAGCAGCAGGCCAAGUUCUUCCGGGACCGGCAGGAGGUGCUGCAGCACUCCCUGCCCUUGGGCUCCUACCUGCUGAAGCCAGUGCAGCGCAUCCUCAAGUACCAUCUGCUGCUCCAGCAAAUUGCCAUACAUUUUGAUGAAGAGGAGGACGGCUUCGAGGUGGUAGAAGAUGCCAUCGAUACCAUGACCUGCGUGGCCUGGUACAUCAAUGACAUGAAAAGGAGGCAUGAGCACGCAGUUCGGCUGCAGGAGAUUCAGUCGCUGCUCAUCAACUGGAAGGGGCCAGACCUGACCAUCUACGGGGAGCUCGUCCUGGAGGGCACAUUCCGCGUGCACCGAGUACGCAAUGAGAGGACCUUCUUCCUCUUUGACAAAACACUUCUCAUCACCAAGAAGCGGGGCGACCACUUUGUCUACAAGGGCCACAUCCCGUGUUCCUCCCUGAUGCUGAUCGAGAGCACCAGAGACUCGCUGUGCUUCACCGUCACCCACUACAAGCACAGCAAGCAGCAGUACAGCAUCCAGGCCAAGACAGUGGAAGAGAAGCGGAGUUGGACUCACCACAUCAAGAGGCUCAUUCUGGAGAACCACCACGCCAUCAUCCCCCAAAAGGCCAAGGAAGCCAUCUUGGAAAUGGAUUCCUGUUAUCCCAGUCGGUACCGCUAUAGCCCAGAGCGGCUGAAGAAGGCCUGGUCCUCCCAGGAUGAGGUAUCCUCCCAUGUACGCCAGGGGCGCCGGCAGUCUGAGCCAUCCAGACACCUGCUCAGGCAACUGAAUGAGAAGGCCAGUGCAGCAGGAAUGAAGCAUGCAGGCAGUGCUGGCACCCUCCUGGACUUUGGGCAGCACCCCUGUCCUCAGGGUCUGGAGCCAGAGGCUGAGGGGGCAGCACAGGAGGGGCAGAAAGAAGAGGAGGAGGAGGAAGAAGAGCAGGCUUUUCAGGUUUCUUUGGAGGACCUGGCAGGGCAUCAAGGCAGCGAGAAUGGGACCGGGCCAGAGCCCCUAGGCUCCGAGGAGGAGGAGAGCCUGGCAGUGGCGGAGCAGGUAGCCGACUUUGCCAGCUCCCUGCUGGCUGCCUUCCACUGCUGGCACUAUCGGGCCAACGCUUUACUUUUCUCCCGGGGCGCUAUGGGGAAGGGACGCAGGGAGUCUGAAGGCCCCACGAGCUGCAGAAGGCCUAGUGGCCAGUCGCCAUCCGGUGCUGAGAAGCGCAUCAGCUUCGAGUCCAUCUCUUCCCUGCCAGAGGUUGAACCAGAUCCUGAGUCUGGGACGGAGCAGGAGGUCUUUGCUGCCGAGGAAGGUCCCAGCACUGAGAUGCUUUCAGACACAGAAUCUCCGGAAGUCCUGGAGACGCAGCCUGAUGCCCACCAGGAGCUGCCGGAGGUGGACCACCCGGAUGAUGUGGUGGACUUUGUGGUGGCUGAGAGCACUGAGGACCUUAAGACUCUGAGCAGCGAGGAGGAGGAAGAAAUGGGAGCCACCCAGGAGCCUGAGAGCCUCCUGCCACCCUCUGUGCUAGACCAGGCCUGUGUCAUUGCUGAGAGAUUCGUCAGCAGCUUCUCUCGGCGGAGCAGCCUGGCUCUAGAUGAUGGCAAACCCAAUGGGUUGGGGACCCCACGGCUGGUCAGCCGUAGCAGUAGUGUGCUCAGCCUAGAAGGCAGUGAGAAGGGCCUGGCCUGGCGUGGGAGUUCCUCAGACUCUAUCAGUUGUCAGCUCCCCCAAGGGGUGGAUAUCAGUGUGGGGGUGGCCACAGACGGCAGCCCUUCUGUCAACGGAACAGAGCCCCUAAGCCCAGGGUGCCCAGUGGAGCCUGACAGGUCAUCUUGUAAAAAAAAGGAAUCCAUGCUUUCCACCCGGGACCGGCUGUUGCUGGACAAAAUUAAGAGCUAUUAUGAAAAUGCAGAACACCAUGAUGCAGGCUUUAGUGUGCGGCGCCGGGAAAGCCUCUCCUACAUCCCCAAAGGACUGGUGAGAAACUCAGUCUCCAGGUUCAAUGCCCCUCCCAGGCCAGACCCAGAACCAGUGGCCCCAGUAGGGCACAAGAGACAGGUGGGCUCCCGGCCGGCUUCGUUGGCUCUGUUUGAUCUCCCUGGACCAAGCCAGGCAGGCCCAGGGGACCCUAUAACAGAUGCUGAGUUCCGCCCAUCUUCAGAAAUUGUGAAGAUCUGGGAAGGGAUGGAGUCUUCUGGGGGAAGCCCUCAGAAGGGGCCAGGUCACGGCCAGGCCAAUGGCUUUGACCUGCACGAACCACUCCUCAUCCUGGAGGAGCAUGAGCUUGGAGCCAUCACCGAGGAGUCGGCCACUGCCUCUCCGGAAAGCACCUCUCCCACCGAGCGCCCCAGCCCAGCACACCUGGCCCGGGAGCUGAAAGAGCUGGUGAAGGAGCUGAGCAGCAGCAGCCAGGGGGAGCUGGUGGCCCCACUGCACCCCCGCAUCGUGCAGCUCUCCCACGUGAUGGAUAGCCACGUGAGCGAGCGUGUCAGGAACAAGGUGUACCAACUGGCCCGACAGUACAGCCUCCGCAUCAAGGCCAGCAAGUCGGCCAGGCCACCACUGCCCUGGGACAAGGCAGCUCCUGCUGGGGAUGGGAAGACACCCACCGUCUCCUGCCUACAGGAGGAGACCGGGGAGCCUUCGGGUGGCAAAGGUCGGAGAAAGCCAGUGUUAUCUCUCCUCAACUACAAGCCACCUGUGGCCCAAGAGCACAGCCCCCCCAAGCCCUCCUCUGCAGGGGAGAUGGCGUCACGACGUUUCACCUUCAGCCCUUCUGCUGCUGGCCCAAGGACCACCUCGCCUGGGGGCCAUCCCUCCUCCCGAAGCCCCCUUAGCCCCUUUGACACUGAGACCUUCAACUGGCCUGAUGUCCGAGAGCUCUGCUCCAAGUACGCCUCCCAUGAUAGGCCUCUUCGGGCUGAGGGCAGCUGGCCCCGCCGGCUUUCUGUCAACCGGAGCCGCUCACUGCCUGAGAACAUGAUGGAGCCACCUCUGUCAGGCAGCAGGGACCACUGCUGCAGCCUGAGCACCAAGAGAGGCCUGGGAGGCAGAGUGGCUGCCCAGCCCCCGCUCCCUGGGUCUACACUCCACAUGGGGCCAGACGGAGGUGAGGCCUUGUUUGUCACUGCAGACCUCAUCCUGGAAGACAGCCAGCGGGUGAUUGUCCUGGAGAAGGGACCCCUUCCUAGCCCCACUGUGGGGCUGAAGGAGGAGGGCAGAGGGCCGGGACCAAGCUUGCUUGCAACACCUAUGGUGCAGGGCUUGGAUUUCCAGGUGUCUGUGGAGCGUCGGCCAAAGGAAGAGGGCUCCAGGGACCCAACAGACCCAAGUCAGCAGGGCAGAGUGAGAAACCUCAGAGAGAAAUUCCAGGCCUUGAACUCCAUAGGUUGACUCAGACUCCUGGGGGAAGGAGGAGUCAUGUUUGUGGUUAGGGAGAGUCUGGGCAUACUUGGUCCAGCCUGGGCCAUAGGGGGCAUGCACAGGGCCUGUGGAAGGCGAGGAGGCUGUCCCCUUUUGCUCUUCCGUGUGCAGUGAACUCAUGUGCUACCUGUGCCAUGUGGUAGUGCUCUCCUGGAGCUUGUUACAGCUUUGCAUAGGACCAGCGAGCCACUCUUCCCCUCUGAGGCUGACGUGCCACUUUCCUUGUAAAUAGUUCUUUUCUGGUUAAGAAGCCAGGUAUUUAAGCUCACCUCUUCCCAGGGAGAGCCAGCCCUGCUCAGGCCACUGCCAGCCCAAGGAGCCCACCCAGGGAAACUUGAGGAGUGGCCUGGGGGCCCUGUUCUUUAACUGUGCCUUUCCUUAGCAACUUGGCAGGAAGGAAGCCAAUAAUUUAUUGCUUUGCGUUCUGUGGUGUGUGCACAUGUGUGUGUCCUGCCAUUGUUUAUUCCCUUCCUGUGAAGAAUGUAGCAGACUCAGUAGGUACUCUGAGGGUUGUCUUGCUGACUCUGUGCUUGUCACUAAUGUAUACACGUUUCAUUAUUUACCAAUGGUGCAAUAACCACUGCUGACACUGCUG
Nycticebus coucang (slow loris) is the source of this 5161-nucleotide messenger RNA. It is a transcript of the gene PLEKHG3, whose product is annotated as pleckstrin homology and RhoGEF domain containing G3. The transcript is spliced from 20 exons. Lineage: Eukaryota; Metazoa; Chordata; Mammalia; Primates; Lorisidae. Gene Ontology annotation, molecular function: guanyl-nucleotide exchange factor activity. The record is from RefSeq and is a predicted model, not a curated record. The coding region runs from base 556 to 4536 and encodes 1326 amino acids.